Gaeumannomyces tritici R3-111a-1 is the source of this 5337-nucleotide messenger RNA. RefSeq lists its product as hypothetical. Gene Ontology annotation, molecular function: RNA cap binding. Gene Ontology annotation, biological process: mRNA stabilization. The transcript has 2 exons. Bases 906 to 3971 code for a protein of 1021 amino acids. The record is from RefSeq and is a predicted model, not a curated record. Lineage: Eukaryota; Fungi; Ascomycota; Sordariomycetes; Magnaporthales; Magnaporthaceae.
GGAAAAAAAAAAAUUUACUGCCCGCACAAACCCUCGCCCUUUCUUUUGUGGGAGUGCACCAACCAGCUCGUGUGUGCUUCUUCCUUACGACCUGCACUGCACUUUUUUUCUUUUGAUUGUUUUCUCUGGCAGAGAGAUUCCUUACUUAUGGCCUGUCAGUAAAAAGGCUCGCCAUUUGAUUUCCUUGUCUCCCUCGCCGUGGGACCGACCUAGGCUCCGCCCUGUGACGCCCCUCGACGCAGCACGCUCACUGUCCCUCGCCGACUGCAGAGCCUGCCCGCGCACGCUCGCAUACGCCCUCCCACGUCGGAGGACACCUGGUGCCCAGUGCGAUCUAUUGCCGGCCCUGCGGCCUCAUUUCCUCUUCAUCGUCGCUGUCGUUCUUCGCCCCCUCCGCGCUCAGCUUCCCUUCCUGCGGGGCUACGAACUCGUCCGCUAGGCGCAGAGGGCUCCCCACGUCUCGCGCCUACCAGCGGUUUCUGUCCUCGCCUCUCCGCUCUUAGGGCUAUCGCGCGGCAUAUCGCAUACGAGACUGUCCAUCUAAAUCUCUCCCGAAAGACGGAGAACUUACUUGACCCCUCGGGAAUUCCGUGCCUGCCGUCAUCGACCAGGAUCGCUCGGCCCAUCCUGUCGCGAACCACUCUUUGAAACUCCUCCACGCAACGUCUCACUACACGUCGCCCCAGCGCGGUACCGAUACCCUGCCACGCGCAACUCCUCGCCCUGCGGGAUCAGGCAUCACCGCUGUCUUGAUUGCGUAGGGGACACGCCUUCCUGCCUCUCCGGAUCCAGACUGACUGGGGAGGCGCCUCUCUGUAUCCACUUGCGCCGAGCCACAAGUGGUCAUCUCGCCGGGUUUGCGAAAUCCCGAACUCACGCCCGACAACUGGUCCAAGGCGGCUCUAAUGGCCACGACGGUAGCGAAGUCUGCAGUGCCCGCCGACACCAUGGCGUCUGCCCCCGUCUUCUCAUACGCCCAGGCUGCCCGCGGACAGGUCGUUCCUCCGGCGACCUCACAGCCGGAGAAUUCCGCCCCUCCCUCAACAAGCUCUCAGGGUAAGGAUGACAACGUUUCCACGACGAACACGAUCGCCACUUCGGCUACGUCGUCUAACGCGUCGGACGUUCAAGACAUCCCGAAGGCCCUCCAAGAAUCAACCGACUUGUCGAACCCGAAGAAUCUCGAUUCUGAGCUGAGCUCCGUCGUUGAUUCCGUUGGUCAGGACUCGCGCGACGACGCUGCAUCUGCAACCGGCUCCCAAUCGCAGGGGCCCUCCAAGGGCCCUGGCUCCUCGACGGUGGCGUCCCAGGCUGGCGACGCCCCAGACUCGAGGAAACACCGCAAGGGCAAGAAGUCCAAGGGCUCGGAGAAGGACGACGAGCAGGAUAAAACCAAGGAGAACCUAAAGGUAUUUGAGCCGCCAAAGGUUGAGCUCUCCGAGGCCCCGAUUCCGGCCGUGAACGUGUGGCACCAGCGCAAAGAAGAGCGCGCAGCGGCUACUGGCAAGCCUGCCGCCGUGGCACCAACAAAGCCCGGCGCGCCCGGCGCAGAGACCCCUGCGGAGGCCGGCAAGGCGCUCGCGGCGAAGAAGCCCACAUCCUCUCCGGCGGAUGAGUCGUCCGAGUCUGGAAACAAGGCUCCCUCAACGGCGGCAAGCGCUCGCGCACCCAGGAGACCCACGGACUCCGCUCGUGUCGCCCCUGCGAACGAGAACAUUGCCCGCAGAAACGCACCCCGCGGAAGCAGGAUGCAAGGCAAGGAUGAUAGGACACCCGCGUCGGACAACCUGCCUCCAGUCCAGGAUGCUGCGCUGUGGCCGUCCAUAGAACUGGCCGCCGCCGAUGAUGCCAAGAAGAAGGCUUCAGAGAAGCCCGAACAGUCGGAGAAGCCCGAGAGGCCCGAGGAUGGUGCAGCUGCGAAGCCGCGCCCGAAGAAGGAGUGGGUGGCUGUUCCCAUCACACCGACAUUCACCUACGAGACUCAGUUCACACAUCCCAAGCAACCGCGCACCCGCGGCGGUGGCAGGGGAGGUCGCGAGACGGGCACCAGCAGGGGAGGCCAUGUUCCCCCGACCAGCGCCUCUCCAGCGGAGAAAGAUAGCACGACUCCGGCCGGGCUCCCUCCCAAGACCGGAAGCGAGGUUCGUGAGCGUCCGAGAGAUGCCCCCGCUCCAGUCUCCCAUCCUCGCCAGACAUCACAGAACCCAGGAAUGCCGAAACGCAACGGACCUGAUUCGUCAACACGCGAGCCGCGCAAGGCCACGGCUAUGUCGGCCAACGACAAGCCCAAGGCCGAGUACGGUGCCACCCACUACCCCCCGAAAGGGGAGAUGUCCGCCCGCGGCUCGCGGCCAGAUGUUCCGAACGGAGAGCAGGCCCACGCCGACCGCAGGAGGCAGUCUGCCGACAGGCGAGAGCCCAGGGCGCACGAUCCUGCCAGCGACAAUGGCAACAACCACCCCGUUCGCGAGACCCGGAACGAGCGAGGCCGGGGUGGGUACCGCGGUCGCGGCGGCGCGAAUCACGGCGCUGGCGGCCAUCACCAACAAUCCAGCUACGGAGGAAACGGCCAGCGUUUCAUGGGUGGCAGCAACGGAAUUGGCUCGCAGCCCUUCAGCCCCACGGCAAACCAGUACCAGCCCUUCUUGGGCCAUGCCAAUGGAAACCGCAGGGCUCCGGCUCGUGCGCAGACUGGGCCCUCUCACAGCGGCCAGCGACUUCAGAAUGGCGGGACGGCCCCCAGCCGGAUGCCGUCGCUGCCCAUCCCCGCGUCCACCAACCCGGAGUUCCCCGUCCAGGCCUAUCAGCCCGCCUACAUGGGCCCUGGCUACGGCGGUGAGGACUAUAUCCUACAGGGUCUGAAGCAACAGGUUGAAUAUUACUUCAGCCCCGACAAUCUGCUUCGGGACAUCUAUCUGCGAGCGAGGAUGGACUCGCAGGGAUAUGUGCUUCUCAAGACCAUUGCCCAGUUCAAGAGAGUCCAGCAGCUUGCACCCCGCUACGAGUUCAUUCAAGCAGCCUGCGCCCAUUCCCAGGAGGUCGACUAUGUUGUCGCCGAGGACGGCCUCGAGCGUCUCCGCUCGCGCCGCGACAUGACGCCCUUCAUCCUCGAUAUGCCGCAGCGCGUCGAGGAGAGCAGGAACAAUGGCCCGACCAGCGUUGCCUACCACAACCUGGACCGUCAGCCGUACGGCAACGGCUACGGCCACCCCAUGUACAUGGCAUCUCCCACCACCUUCCACCCAGAUUUCCAUCAGAACGGAGGCGAGCAUGCUCAUCCCAUUUACGCUGCCAACGGGGUUCACUUUGCACCUGGUGUAGUUAUGGGUGGCGACUAUGCCAACGGCCCUCGUUACAAUGGCGAGUCUCAGCUGUCAGCCAAUGUUCCCGACUUCUCUCCCAUCUCUCACCAGCGGCCAAGCCUCGAGACCUUCCAGCGCUUCCAGGAUGCCGACAUCCCGAAGCUGAAGGUUGUUCUGGAUAGUAGCAGCAAGCCUUUAGUUGCUACUAACGGCACUGCUCCUGCCUCUGAAGUGGGACCGGCAGCAGAGCACCUACCCAACGGUACUUCUACGCCCGCUACUAGCUCCUCGGAAACCGCCGAAGCCGACCGUCCUACUCAGUCGGACGGCUCCAGCUAUGCAGACUUCCACAAGAAGGCCCUGGACCAACGUCAGGAUGCCGCCCCCGGAGAGACGCCUCAGGACAUGCACAACCUCUAUAAGUUCUGGCUUGAUCUUCUCUCCAACACAUUCAACACCAAGCUUUACAAUGAGUUCCGCCAGCUUGCGAUCGAGGAUGGUACCAAGAAGCCUGCCAAUGUUGCAGGUCUGCGCUAUCUGGUCACCUUUUACGAGGCCCUGUUCAACAGCAGGCGCGCAUAUCCCGAGGACUUCGACACCCACUACCAAGAGGCCAAGAGCAUUGUCGAUUCGUUCUCCGGUCUGCCCAACGGCGAGGCGCACGCCUAGUCAUGUACGCCAUUGUACGACAUAAGUCACUCCUUGACUUGAGGAGAGAAUCUAGCCAUGACCUCAGGAGAUGGCAGGCGCUCCAUUGUCAGCACGCACGCACACAGAAGAAUAAAAAAGCACGACAAAAAAGCAAAAAAAUCAAAGCCCAAAAUUGCAUCUGCUUGUGGCAUGUUGUUCAUGGGCAAGCGCGGCGCACUUGAUUGUACCACCUUCUCACAUACCCAGACAGGCAAAGUCAAGUGGGUUGGCUUUUGACUACCGAGCUGUUCGAGUUAUCCCAUAUCAGUACGCCAAGUUCUGCCUGGCCGUCACAACCAAGCUACCUUGCCAUCUAUCUGUUGAGCUGUCUUCCAAGAUCUUGAAGCCAGCAGUUCGGCAUAUCGCAGCAGGUUUCUUCGACGGACCUACCUCGCGGAUUCUUGCGCACCUUUUGGCACACCCCUUUUGUCGAAUUUCUUCCUUUUCCUUUCUUUUUUUUCACGAGGGCAACGAGAGACGGGAAUUUUGUUAUGCUCGGACGCUAUGGCUGAUGAUAUAAAAUGGCGUUCUGUGGGCAUUCGAGGCGAUCGGGGGACGGGGAGGACUGAUGCAUCUUUUCAGAAGAGUCACGACCAGUCAGCCCGUGCGUUGGUGGCCUCGAUUUGCCGACGGAUGCUGGCCAUAUAUGAGGGGGCAACCGGAGGUUUGUCCAGAUAUGUCCGAGUCUGAAAGCGGGCAGCCCAUGAGAGGUUGGGCCGGGCGAGGCAUCAGUUAAGGGUGGAGCUGUGGCUUCGUUUCCCCUUCUGCAGCUGGCCUUCCGUUGCAGCGUUGUUUGACUUGUUUCGUUCUCUUUGCUUGCUUUACUUUUCCUUGGGCUGGGUAUUGAGGUUACAGCGGGGUUUUCGGCAUUGGGACUUUUUUUCUUUUUUUCUUUUUUUCUUUUGCAAAAGAUGGUCGGGUGGCGGAGGGAUCUGGCGAAGAGGCUCGAGGGAGCCAACCGCUUACCUCGUCCUUGACCGUCAUCCGACGUCGUUUUUAAGACUUCGUUUUUGUCCUUAUUUUCCCCCAUGUCCCGCAGCUCGGCUCACCUUUUCGUUUCUCCCGCUUCUCCCGUUUUACACCGGUAUCGUCGUUGCAUCUCGGCCACGGAGGGGGAAAGCGACAUCUGCGUCAGAAAAAAUGGCUUAGGUGACGGUCCGGGUUAUCCGUGGUUUUUGCUAGAUCCUCCGACACCACCACCAUCUGCGAUCUUUUCUCGUCCAUAUUGCACAAUCCGGAAAGACAAAAACGUUUGGUUCGCAAGGGGCUUGUAAAUUAUACCUACUCGACUAAAACAAAAACAAAAAAGAAAGUAAUCAGGAUAACGACUUUGGUUGUUUCGCAA